Messenger RNA from Pungitius pungitius (ninespine stickleback), 1745 nucleotides. RefSeq names its product B cell receptor associated protein 29 (gene bcap29). Gene Ontology annotation, cellular component: endoplasmic reticulum; endoplasmic reticulum membrane. The transcript has 8 exons. The record is from RefSeq and is a predicted model, not a curated record. The coding region runs from base 168 to 878 and encodes 236 amino acids. Lineage: Eukaryota; Metazoa; Chordata; Actinopteri; Perciformes; Gasterosteidae. Gene Ontology annotation, biological process: intracellular protein transport; endoplasmic reticulum to Golgi vesicle-mediated transport.
GGAAGCUUGGUCCGUCACGUGAGCUGAGAAGAUCCAGAGACCGGAACAGGAAGUGGGACGGAGACAGAAAACUUUUCGUUGAUCAUAUCAAAAGUUGUCUCUCUCAACGUUCGCUGUUUAAAGUCCUUCCGGGAAUUUGCUUAAGUUUCUAAAGGCACUCAUCGGAGAUGACGCUGCAAUGGACGGUUGUGGCCCUCUUUCUCUACGUGGAGAUUGGCGUCCUUAUUAUCCUCUGUCUACCCUUCAUCUCAGCCAGGAGAUGGCAGAGUAUUUUCCAGCUGAGGAUCUGGAGCUUUAUGGCACGGUUUUGGAACAAAGUGUUUCUCACGAUGAUCAUAGUACUCAUUGUUCUCUUCCUUGAUGCGGUGCGUGAGGUGAGGAAAUACUCCUCUAAAGAUAUCGGCACAGAAGCCAAGCUGCAACCAAACAUGUUUGAUCACCUGCACAUGAAGCUUUUCAGAGCCCAGAGGAACCUCUACAUCUCUGGCUUCGCUGUCUUCCUCUGGCUGGUUAUGAAGCGUGUGGUCACCUUGAUUAACCAACUGGCAUCAGUGUCCGGUUCCACGGCUGCUCUUCAGGCGCAGGCUGAGAACGCUACCCAGAAUGUCAUGAAGUACACGAAGGACAACGAGCUGCUGAAACAGGCUCUGAUGGAAGGGAAGGGGGGUAAUGCUACAACACAAGGCAUGGAGCUCUUGAGAAAAGAGGUUGAGAAACUGAAAGAAGAACUGCGGACCUCAGAAGAUGCACUCAAGAACUCAAAGUCGGAGGCCGAUGUAAGGAAGAAGCAGACGGACGACCUCGCCAGGGAGUAUGACAGACUUCUGAUGGAACACCAGGAGCUCCAGAAUCAAGAUGGAAACAAAAAAGAAGACUAGUUUAAAAAAAAAAAGAUAUUUAAAGAUUGAAGUGUUUACACAGAAAUUUAGCCCAUUCACGACGAGAGAGAAACACCGCAACACAUGCUUCACCUUCAUAUAACACCUUGUGGCACAGUUCAUAUCACAAAGCCAGGAGGGAAACGUAUGAGACGGGGAGGUGAUUCCUAUUCAAAGUCAGACUGCCCUUAAUAAUAUUAGUGACAUUGGAUGGUUCCUUGUUUUGGCCCCGGUGACUUGGCAGAUUAGCUGUGGGUAGACGUUCCAUUGAGUUCAGUCAGUGAUUGAUUGCGGUCUGAUCACAGAGCCGUUAGUAUGUUAAAAGAAAUGUGCUACUAGGAUGGGUGUUGCUUUAUGGUUUGUGAUUAGCGUUUGCCAAGCGUAUGAUUCAAGAUUUGUCAAAAGCUGGAGCAGUGACGGCUAUGAAUGUAUUUUGAUACUUCUUUCUCUACGUGGCAGUGAUAUGUGCUGCACCCAAUUUGAGUUUAACGGUGCUUGCAUGGCUGUGCAGAUAUAAUGGGCAUUUACAGUUGCACAUUGCAUGUUCUUUGUUUUAUUCCAGCUGAUGAUCUGUAUACAUCUGUUUUGUUCCGUUCUCUCCAUAAUUUAUACAUGUUGAAGAUGGAUAAACCGAAUAGCCACUUAUUAUCUUACAUAUAUUUUUAAUGUCUUAACUCAAAACCGUUCAGGUCCAGAUUGUUGUAUAUUGUAUGUUUCACUGUAUGGGGCUGUAGGGUUUUUCUUAUACGUCUGUUACCCACACCGAGCCUUUUCACGCAAUCACCAGAUGCUUGAAGUUUUUUAUUGAUGCAUGUUAUUGAGUUUACUAAAGUAACUCUUCCGAUUAAAGAAUUGCAAAAAGUCCUA